Messenger RNA from Dioszegia hungarica, 489 nucleotides. RefSeq lists its product as uncharacterized. The transcript has 4 exons. Bases 1 to 489 code for a protein of 162 amino acids. NCBI's taxonomy places the organism in Eukaryota, Fungi, Basidiomycota, Tremellomycetes, Tremellales, Bulleribasidiaceae. The record is from RefSeq and is a predicted model, not a curated record.
AUGAAGCUAACGAACAAUACUGCUGUGCCUCGGUCCUGCUUCCUAGCCUGCCUCACCUGCUUGUUGUCUGCUUGCUGCCCAAGAAGAGCUCUUGGAGUACGAAGGCGAAACAAUUGGUGGCUCACUGAGCCUCACUUCGCCGCUAUCGUCUCCCUUCGUGGCCUAGAGGGCUCGGCAACACUGACAAUGCGGUCCGCAUUUCCCGCGUCAUCGGUCGAUGGCUACCUUGCGAGGCGUCUGAGCAUUCAAAGACCAGGAGCUUUCUACAACGCCGGGACCCCACCGACCGACCCAGCCAGUCAAGGACAACGCUACAUCCGGCCUCUUAACCUACUGCCCAUACGGGCUUGCGAUUGUCAAAGGGACGCCGCAAGAAAGACACCAUCACGGCCUCCUUUCCCCCUCUCGCCCGCCAUUCAUCCCAUCUCGGACGCCUUAGUUCCCCGUCCCGCCAUGAAUCGUUUAGUAUGCGUGGCCUGCGCAUGGUGA